GGAGAAGUCAAGCUUAAAUAUAUACCUACAGACAAGAUAGUAGCUAACAGAUUAACUAAGCCACUAGGAAAAGACCGCUUUACAAAAUUCUAUAAAGCCCUAGGUCUAAGGAAACUUAUAGAUGUAGAAAUAGCUAGCAAGGAAGUUUAA
Molecule: messenger RNA, 150 nt
Organism: Trichoderma citrinoviride
Lineage: Eukaryota; Fungi; Ascomycota; Sordariomycetes; Hypocreales; Hypocreaceae
Exons: 1
Source: RefSeq, a predicted model, not a curated record